Molecule: messenger RNA, 498 nt
Organism: Scleropages formosus (Asian bonytongue)
Lineage: Eukaryota; Metazoa; Chordata; Actinopteri; Osteoglossiformes; Osteoglossidae
Product: small ubiquitin-related modifier 1-like
Exons: 5
Coding region: 159-464 (101 amino acids)
Molecular function (GO): protein binding
Source: RefSeq, a predicted model, not a curated record
GCGUUGAGCCAUUUUUUGCGGAUGUCCCGCCCCACGGAUCUGACGCCGUACCCUGUUUUUGUGGGGGUUGUUGGCAAGAAUAGAUCCAAAGAAGAGAAUAUAGAGAUAAAAUCUCAACCGAAACCCUACUACUUCAGGUCAUCCUCACACUACACACCAUGUCAGAUACAGAAACCAAGCCAUCAAGCCAGGAUACAGGAGAUAAAAAGGAUGGGGAAUACAUUAAACUGAAGGUGAUUGGUCAGGACAACAGUGAAAUUCACUUCAAGGUGAAGAUGACAACACAUCUAAAGAAAUUAAAGGAGUCAUACAGCCAGAGACAGGGUGUUCCUAUGAAUUCUCUAAGGUUUUUAUUCGAAGGACAGAGAAUUGCAGACAGCCAGACCCCAAAAGAGCUUGGAAUGGAAAAUGAGGAUGUCAUUGAGGUGUAUCAGGAACAGACAGGAGGACUUUGGAACAACUAGGCUUUCAAUAUUUCCUUCCUCUAUUUUUUUAUUU